Messenger RNA from Striga hermonthica, 1080 nucleotides. Lineage: Eukaryota; Viridiplantae; Streptophyta; Magnoliopsida; Lamiales; Orobanchaceae. The record is from the annotation of a GenBank genome assembly.
AUGUUGGAAUUGAGAGAGGGAGAAGGGUGCUAUGCAGAGAUGGUGAUGGGAGUGAAUGUUGGGCUAGCUUGCGUUGAUGGCUUAAUUGCAUUUCUUGCUUUUUAUCAGCUGAUCAGAAUUCAUUCAAGAAAUUCGCAGCUUGGGUGGACCCGUCAAAAGGUCUUUCAUCUGAUGAUUGGAUCCUCUAAUUUCGGUUACUUCCUUUAUUUUGUGUUAACUCCUGUUGCCGCUUGUAAAGGAUGGAUUUGCUGGUCAUAUUCAUGUGGUUUCAUCGUUAUGGCUUUCCCGAAAAUUCUGUUCGUUGCAGCAUUUCUUCUACUCCUGUCAUUUUGGGUUGACCUUUGUCAUCAGCCAAGUGAUGAUGAAGAAGAUGAAGGAUGCAGCGCAAACGAAGCACUUUUAGAGAAGAUUAAUAAAAAUUCUUCUAACUCUAAUGGUCGGCGAAGGUGUUGCUCAUUUAAGUUGCAUAGGAUAGGAAGUCGGCAAAAAAUCGUGAUUCUGGUCACCAUUUUAAUUUUUGCAAUAAUGAUAGCAUCCUCUGUGUUGAUAUGGAUUGGCAUGGAAAAGGGUCCUAUCAGUUCAGCAAUCAUUGCUCAGGCAUGUAUUCGUGACUUUUUUUUUUCUUUUUCUUUUUCUCCUAGCUCUACAGUGAAGAUUAAAUGCGUUCGACUUACGCUGUUCUUGAAAAUGAGAAAAGUGAGAGCCGAUCGAGCUUCCUGGGAAAGGUGGAAGGUUGCUGGUUUGGCCAUUGUAUGUGUCAUAAGCUUCACAUCAAGUGCUUCUACUGCAAUCGGCACAAAUAUACCUCUACUUCAUAGCUGGCGUGAAAAACGGAUUGAUGGUGUCUACACAUCCCUUUUGCUGUUUUUGUAUUAUUUCGUAGGUUUGUCAGUGCCCUCAGCCUUCAUUUUACUUGUGAUGAGAGAAUUACCGGCUCGUGUCUCGAUUAAUCGGCCACAAGAAUCAGAAACAACCAUAACGUUCAUACCCGAUGGUUCGGGCUCAGCUCAUUAUCAUCCACCACGUUGGACGGCUGUAGCUAGUGUUCAGAAUCAGGUGUCAAGAGCAAGCCCCAUAUGA